CCGCCCCUCACAGGAAGUGUCGCUUUAGUUAGCGGUUGCUAUGAGCUGAUGAGAAAAUUGGAGCUGCGACGUGAAUUAAUUCGAGUUCCCCGUUUGGAAAACACGACCGUGCUUCUGUCGGAGACCACCGCCAUAACUGUGAGGAAGGUGUAGAGAUAAUCCGGGAGAAGUGAUUUUUAAGGCUCUACCUGAGCUGUAAAGGAAUAGCUGUGUCAUACAGGGCUUUGUUGUUGUUGUGGGCUUAGAGAGUCAAGCUGCUGACGGUGAAGAAGUUGAGCUCUGCAGAUAAGGCUGAGCUUCAGAUUUGAAGCAUUCUCUUCCUCUUACCCCUCCUCUUCCUCUGUGGAUGAUGUCAUCAAAACAAAUCUUCACAUCCUCCUCAAACCGAGCAUGUCAAAGGAGGCAGACCGCUUUGAGGGCGAAGGAGACAAGGCAUUAAAGGAUGUAUCUGAGGAGACUACGACUAAGAGGACCAGGGCCAACACGCCGAGCCCCAACAGAGGCAACACUGCCAGCCCACCCAGGUUUGUUUCUUUGGAGGAGCUUAUGGAGACUGCUAAAGGGGUAACCAACAUGGCCUUAGCUCAUGAAAUCAUGGUCAACCAGGACUGGCAAAUCAAGCCCGCAGAGCUUCCAGAAGGAAGCUUGGAGCACAUAGUGAAAGAGACCAUGCACAAAGCCUUUUGGGACUGUUUGGAGACUCAGCUGAAGGAGGAUCCGCCGUCAUACGAACAUGCCAUCAAACUUCUAGGAGAGAUCAAAGAGACGCUUCAGUCCUUUUUGCUGUUGGGCCACGGACGUCUGCACUCCCGUAUCGAAGAGGUUCUGGAUCUGCCGCUGAUCCAGCAGCAGGCUGAAAACGGAGCUCUCGAUAUCGGCCAGCUGUCCCAGUUUAUCGUUGAGAUGAUGGGUUCCCUGUGCGCUCCCCUCAGAGACCAGGACAUCAGGAAACUGAAGCAGAUCACUGAGAUUGUGCCUCUGCUGAAGGCCAUUUUCUCUGUGCUGGACCUGAUGAAGGUGGACAUGGCUAACUUUGCCCUGAACAGCAUCAAGCCGCAUCUCAUGCAGCAGUCGGUUGAGUAUGAGAGGAACAAGUUUCAGGAGUUUCUGGAGAAACAACCAAAUGCCUUAGACUACACAGAGAAGUGGCUUGAGGAAACGGUGAAAUCCCUGAGAGAAACAGACGGUUGUGCUGCUGCCUCCAGCGGCCCCCCUUCACUCCUCCCACUAAAUGUUCACAAUCAUGCAUACCUUCGCCUGCUCAAGUGGGACCAUGCUUCGGACCCUUUCCCAGAGACGGUGCUGAUGGAUCAAGUUCGGUUUCUAGAGAUGCAGCAGGAGGUUGAGCGGUUAGUGCUGCUCUCCUCUGUGCUCCUUAUUGUCUACACUACCACGGGGGAAGCCAUCUCUGGGCUGCCAGGACUGAUGGAGACUCUUAAAAACACUGUCAGUGUCAUAUUCACAGAAAUGCACACGCCAUCUUUUAGCAUGCAGGAGGCCUUAGCGACCAUCGGAGAGAAACUGUGUGUCGACCUGAGCCACUGUUUAAGCCAGCAUGGCUUCCCGCCGUUCUCAGCUGAGCGUAAGAGCACACUGAAGGGGCAGAUCUCCGCCAUCAACCAGCCCGACAACACAGUCCACAAGCUGAUGGACUCUCGGAUUCAGAGCUACCUCCUGGCUUCUCUGGAGUCCAAUCAACACAUGACGCCUCCUCCUCUCCCUGGAGGCCUGGCUCCGGUCAGCAGGGAACUAAAGGAGCUCUCGGUCCGCUUCAGUCGCCUGGUCAACUACAACAAGCUGGUCUUCUCCCCGUUCUACCAAAAGAUCCUCCAGAAUAUACCGGCACCCGGGGAGAGUCCCAGCACAGAGACAUAAACCGCACAAGAUAUGGAGCAGCAUCAGGGUGAAAAGUGGGCUGUAGUUCCUCUGUUUUCCCUCGUUAGCAACGGUUUGGAUGUGGAGGAAAAAAGGGUUAAGCAGCCUGAUCUGUAACGUGAGAGGAAAGGCAGCCCUGCAGAGCGAGCACCUUAGACUGAUCAAACCACAACAAUGCCACUUACAUUUACUAAUGCGGUGUUGUUUCUUCACUAUCAAACUAUUCAGUGUCAAACCUUAGAAGUGUCCGUUUUAAAACACCAAUGCUUGCGUUAACUUACCGAGUACUGCUACCAGGGAGGGAGAGCCAAAGUGCACGUACCGCAGAUGUCGCAAUUCACCAGGCAGAGUAUGAGAUCUAUAAGUAUGAGCCACGCAAAAGCAUUCGUCUCUCUUUAACAUUUCCAGAUUUUUGUCAAAUUAUAACCACAAAUAUCGAUGUGAUUUAUUGGACUUUUUCUGCGAUAGCCAAGCACCAAUUGACGCCCGUUUAAUGAAGUGCAAGGACAAGGAUUCUUGGUAUUACUUUUUUUAUUUAAAUAAAUAUUUGAAAAGUUUGCUAUGCAUAUGUAUUCAGACUAUUUUGAACUAAUACCAUGUAGAAUCAUCUUUCUAGGGGCUGAAGUUUGUUUUGUUUCUUGCUAAUUGUUGCUUGCUUGUUUCCUUCUGAUAUCGCCCUGUAUGUAGUUAGUUAAAUGGGUGGCCAUGUCAUGGGAGGUUUGCAGUUGUGCCAUCCUCUUUCCAUUUUCCCUGUGAGAUGCUUGGGAUGUUGUUUUUAUGGACGUACGCUGCUUUAAACUAGUUUAUCUUUGACUCAUCUGCUUUGUUCCUUGGUUUUCAUGCUGUUAUUUCCUAAUCUUCUCUGAUUUACCUCGGGGCCUUGACACUGGAUUAGUACGCACCGUACUAAUAUUUAUUAUUUAUUAUUCCAAAGGCAGUUGGUUGGACUGGAUUUUAUUUGGGGGUAUUAGAGUAAAUGGUGCUGAAAAUAAAUCAGCACCACACCUUUUCAGAGAAUCUUUACCCUUGCACUUCACAGCCAUAGGCUACUUUUGUUUUGGUCUACCUACCUGAUUAAAAUCUCUGAGAUUCAAUGAAAUUUGUGGUUUUAACGUGACAAAUGUAGAGGAGGAGCAUGAAUACCUUUUAGAAAGCGCUGUAAAUAAAAUAAGUUCUCCUUGUCAGCUAAGCUGGUGAGCAAAGUAAGUCAACCAUAUACUGCUGAUGUGUUCCUUUGUGCUUUUAGGUCUCUUGUGUUUAUUGGUACUUUAAACCCAGAGAAUACCCUCUGUUUGUCUGAUAAUUUGGAAAGCUAUUUCAGUCAGUCUAGACUUUGUUAAUUGUUAGUUUUUUGAAUCUCUAGUCAGGUUUUGUGCUGCUCCCUAUACGCUAAACUAGGUUAGUUUGGCCUUACGUAUAAAUGAUAUAAAAGAGAUAACAGAGCCACAGUGAUCCAUACAAUUAACCUUAAGCAAGUUAACCUUUAAAAUUUUUAAUUCUGCAGGUAGUCUUACCUCCAGGUACUUGGGUCCGGAGGCUGAAAUGCUUGUCUCAAGAUCUCCAGGUGCAGACUAAUCUAACACAUUAAGGGUGGACUUGAGCAUUUUUGUGUCCUCAAUUUAUCCAGAGAGCAAGUUUUAAUCUUUCAAAAGAUAUUGAAGGUAAGAAUAAACCAAUUUAUCUAGAUACAAACUAACCUAUCAAAGGGAACUUUGCUGGGUUAAGGGCCAACUGCUCAUUAAAUGUUUUCAGUGUUAAUCUGCUUUAGUUCUUAUUCAGUUUUAUUUACUGUAUUUGAGAUCCUCAGCAGUUUUAUUCUGACAGUUGUUUAUUUUUACAUGAGUACGAAUUUCGUAUGUUCUGUUAGCUCUUCUUCACAUACAUUAAAUAUUGACUGAUUGUAUUAACUGCUAUUUGUCUUUAGGUGUUUAUUGGACAUGCCAAUAAAGCAGUUUUCCUGCAGAUAAA
Fundulus heteroclitus (mummichog) is the source of this 3843-nucleotide messenger RNA. It is a transcript of the gene tcp11l1, whose product is annotated as t-complex 11, testis-specific-like 1. NCBI's taxonomy places the organism in Eukaryota, Metazoa, Chordata, Actinopteri, Cyprinodontiformes, Fundulidae. Gene Ontology annotation, biological process: signal transduction. Bases 391 to 1875 code for a protein of 494 amino acids. The transcript has 11 exons. The record is from RefSeq and is a predicted model, not a curated record.